CUCCCGCGCGCUCCCGGGCUCCGGCCGCCGCCUCGCUGAACCCAGAAGCAGCCGGGCCGGGGCGGCGGAGCCAGCUGGGGCUGCGGGCGAGCGGGCCCGCGGCUAUGAAGUGGCACCCGAGGACACGGAGCCCGAGAACCCUCCGGGAGAGAAGCGCGCGCGGCGCACGGCGAGAGCCUGGAGGCGCUGGGGCCGGGGCAUAGGACUGCCACCAGCGAUGGACCGCGCCGGGGACGAUCCGGACUCGCCACAGGUGUCCAUCUCUGAAGGUUCCUGACCCUGCCCUGGACGACUGCCCCUCCACAGACUCCCAUCAGGCUGGACUCUACAAACCUGCUUCCACAAUGGGUAAUGAGGAGCUGUGGGUGCAGCCAGCCUUGGAGAUGCCGAAGAGACGGGACAUCCUUGCCAUUGUCCUCAUCGUGUUGCCCUGGACACUGCUCAUCACCGUCUGGCACCAGAGCAGCCUUGCACCAUUGCUUGCUGUGCACAAGGAUGAGGGCAGUGAUCCCCGGCGUGAGGCGCCACCCGGCGCAGACCCUAGGGAGUAUUGCAUGUCCGACCGUGACAUCGUGGAGGUGGUGCGCACAGAGUACGUAUACACGCGGCCGCCGCCUUGGUCCGACACACUGCCCACCAUCCACGUGGUGACGCCCACCUACAGCCGACCUGUGCAGAAGGCAGAGCUGACACGCAUGGCCAACACACUGCUGCAUGUGCCCAACCUGCACUGGCUGGUGGUGGAGGACGCACCGCGCAGGACGCCCCUGACUGCGCGCCUGCUGCGUGACACCGGCCUCAACUACACACAUCUGCACGUCGAGACACCCCGCAACUACAAGCUGCGAGGUGAUGCCCGAGACCCGCGCAUCCCGCGUGGCACCAUGCAGCGCAACCUGGCCCUGCGCUGGCUGCGGGAGACCUUCCCACGUAACUCCACCCAGCCAGGUGUAGUGUACUUCGCGGAUGAUGACAACACCUACAGCCUGGAGCUCUUUGAAGAGAUGCGCAGCACCCGGAGGGUGUCCGUGUGGCCUGUGGCCUUCGUUGGUGGCCUUCGUUAUGAGGCCCCACGGGUGAAUGGGGCAGGGAAGGUGGUUGGCUGGAAGACAGUAUUCGACCCCCACCGACCUUUUGCAAUAGACAUGGCUGGAUUUGCUGUCAAUCUGCGGCUCAUCUUGCAGCGAAGCCAGGCCUACUUCAAGCUACGUGGUGUAAAGGGAGGCUACCAGGAAAGCAGCCUCCUCCGAGAACUUGUUACCCUCAAUGACUUGGAACCCAAGGCAGCCAACUGCACUAAGAUCCUGGUAUGGCACACACGGACAGAGAAGCCAGUGCUGGUGAAUGAGGGGAAGAAAGGCUUCACCGACCCCUCAGUGGAGAUCUGAGCCUCAGGAUGCAGGAACCUCCUUCUCAAACCCUGUUCUUGGCCUUCCAUCCUCUCCCAUGACUGAUGGUCACUCUGAGGCAGACUCCUGAGGAACACCAUCACCUGUUUCUAUUCUGGGGGCUUCCAAGAGAGCCCAGCUUGAUGCCAAGAUAAAGGACAGAGAAUUUAAGCACAGAAAUCCCAGACCUGUUGUUCUCUCCAUCAACAUGGCCAGGGGCCUAAGAGACCUGAGGGCUGGGGAUUCCAGCCACCAACAAAGCCUGUGCUCAGCACACCUCCAUGGAAGCUUCCUGCACUGAUGGUGUUGUACGAACAGGUGCAUGGGCACCCGUGCCUGCCUUGGAGUGAUGCUGGGGCUGAGGGAGGUCCAAUGACUCCACUGUCAAGUGCAGCAUAGCUGUCCCUGGCUCCCUGCUCUUGGGCCCAGCAUGACUUCACAGCAUGCCCAGCCAAGACAUUCUGAAGACCAGAGAGCAGCCUGGGGCAUCAAGGUGCCCCAAUGCCCCUCCUCGGCACCUGCUCUUCCUCAGAGCUACUCCCAAAUCAGAAAUACCUCUGGCUCUCCUCUGGUUCAUGUUUACAGGGCAUAAGGCUGUCUUGGAUCCCACCUGACACCCAGCCCUGCAUGGGGGGAGCCUAAGUCUGUCUACCUGCUCCCCCUGUACCUCAGGCUGUGCGAGAACAGAGCCCCUUCCUCUUGCCCAUGUCCCUCAAACCUCCCCUGCCAGCAUUGGCAAGGAGGUGGGCCUAGAGCCAGCACAGGUCACUGACUGACCUGAACCAAGAACCAUGUGACCCCACUGUCCACACACUGCCUCUCCAGUACCUGUGGGCUGCAGUGCCCCUGGCCUGGCUUGGACCAGGGAGGCGAGACACCUCUCCCUGGAGGCCCUGAGAACUGCAGACCUCAGGGCCGGAGCUAGCAGUAGUGACCAAACAGAGCUCUUCCUGGGAAAGUGUGAGAUCCAGCAGCCACAGCCCCUUCCUGUGCAAUUCCAGUGAGGAUUGGGUUAGCAGGGGAGUCAGGGACAAGGGGCAGGAAAUGUUUGAACACUGAAAGGAAAGGAGAUCUGAGCACAUAGUGCUUUGGAAAUCGUUCUGUUUUACACAAAAUGGGAAAGUUUCACUUUCCCUACACUGGGGGCACAUAGAGUCAGCCUGCCUCUGUCCACUGCCCCCUCUCCACUCCGGAGAGAACAGUGUGCCCACACUGCUGCCCUCCACCCAGUAAAAGCAUCUGCCUAGGUGUCCAGGUAUCUGAGGGGCCUCUGACUCUGGCUAGAUGGGUCCCUCUGGUGGUGAUCUCACUCCUGCUCCUACAAGUUGGAAGCACAAUUUUCCCCCAUGUGGGGAAAAGGAAAGAGCCCAAGCCCACUGAAGAGGUGUUUAUUUUUUAACUGCUAACAGCUCCCCACUGCAUAAAACUCACAGGACAGAUCUAAGAGUCAUUCAGAACCCACUCUUGGGUGGAUGGGACUCAGUUCACAUACCUAACAUUCAGAGAAUAGCACUGGCUGCCUAUUUUGAAAUGGAUUUAACCUCCUACAGCCCUCAUGAAACCAUCUGAUGGCAUCAGAUCCCAGUGCCUCCUUGCAGGACAUUUUCCCCAACCUUUUAUACUUUGGAUGUUGCUUUGGAAAUUGACCCCUUAUAUUAAAUGGGGGUGGCAUGGGAGAGGGAGGAGGUGGGCAUGAGACAUCUAUCAGAUGAGUGAAUUUGCAUCUGGGCAGUCUACUGCUCAUGCAUAGAAACUAACCCGGAAUACCAAGGUCAAAUUGGCUGCUCUGAGGCAGCCAUCUUAGCCAAAAACCCAGUGCUCAUUUUUAGGAAAUUGAAAAAGGUAAAACAAAUUUGGAAAGGUUUUUUGGCAGAUUCUAGUUCAGUUGUUUUCGCCUAAUAUCCUCUCUUAGCUGCAUGUGUAUUUAUUUAUGAUUAUAACCCCAGUGGAUUGCAGGCUUCAUCUCUGUUAGGAAUGAGUUUGCUAUAAAUCAGAACUGAGUCCAUGAUAACUUGUUCUCCAAACCCAGGUUGUUCCCUGCUCUCUCACUGGCAAACCCCACCACACAGGAGUGAAGCCAGGGGUUAGGAGUUCCAAGGGCAGAGGCUGGAGUGAGGGUGGAGCGCAAGCUGCUGCACCAUCUGGUCUGUUUUAAUUUAACUGUAUUUAAUUUGUUUUCAAAAUUAAAAGUCAAAUAUGGUUUUUAACAGUCCUAA
This is a messenger RNA of Nannospalax galili (Upper Galilee mountains blind mole rat), 3604 nucleotides long. RefSeq names its product beta-1,3-glucuronyltransferase 1 (gene B3gat1). NCBI's taxonomy places the organism in Eukaryota, Metazoa, Chordata, Mammalia, Rodentia, Spalacidae. Gene Ontology annotation, cellular component: Golgi membrane. The transcript has 7 exons. Bases 345 to 1388 code for a protein of 347 amino acids. The record is from RefSeq and is a predicted model, not a curated record. Gene Ontology annotation, molecular function: galactosylgalactosylxylosylprotein 3-beta-glucuronosyltransferase activity. Gene Ontology annotation, biological process: chondroitin sulfate proteoglycan biosynthetic process; carbohydrate metabolic process.